Pocillopora meandrina is the source of this 348-nucleotide messenger RNA. NCBI's taxonomy places the organism in Eukaryota, Metazoa, Cnidaria, Anthozoa, Scleractinia, Pocilloporidae. The record is from the annotation of a GenBank genome assembly.
AUGGUUAACCAACAACACCAGCAGAGCAUUAAGGCAGCGAUUGACAAGGGUAAACAGUAUCGCCAGUUAGAGAUUGGUGACUCAGUUAUGUCACGGGAUUAUCGAGGGGAUCUGAAGUGGCGUCCAGGGCUGAUUGUUAACAAAACAGGUCCGCUGAUGUAUGAGGUACAGGUGGCACCGGGACUGACCUGGCGCCGACAUAUUGAUCAGUUGAGACCAACGGCAGUUGGACACACAGUUGAAAGCACUGACGCCGACUGUAGUGUUGAAGUCAGCCAACCUGAAAUGGCCAACACACCACUGACCCCAAUUACAUCAAGUACUCCAACCACUGAGGCGGCGGCACAG